Schistosoma margrebowiei is the source of this 4298-nucleotide messenger RNA. The record is from the annotation of a GenBank genome assembly. NCBI's taxonomy places the organism in Eukaryota, Metazoa, Platyhelminthes, Trematoda, Strigeidida, Schistosomatidae.
GAUUAUGAAUGGCGGCAGCUCCACAAUUGGGUUUGCAUAAUAGGACGUUUGUGUAUUUCUUUCUGUCUCUGUUACUAGUCCUCUUUCUUCACUGCAAGAAGCAAUAUCAUAAAACUUUCCGGUCUUACUGUGAUUAAUUUGGGGUACUCAUCUUUAUUACGUCCUUUACACUCACAGUGCUAAUUCUACCAAAUGAAUACAGCUUAUGGCAGGAAUAGGACAGUAAGAUCUUGACUACACCCUUAACUUCGAAUUUUAAAAUAUUUAGGCGUUUCACUUCUGCUGACCACUCUGUUCCGUGGAACACUCAAACUCAAUAUAAUAUGGGGAGGGCUAUGGUACAUGAUUACAAUAAACCUGUCGCCACUUACGGCAGCAAUUUCACAAAAAGGCCUCUGUUUAGUGCUGGUAAUUCGGUGAAUACUGGGGCACCCAGUUUCAGUGAUAUUGCAACGCUUUCAACGAGUGGUUAUAAUUCUAGACCUGGGUCUUCUCAGCGUAAUGGUGAGCUUAUCAGUUCUAUACCCAAUGCAUUCUCUGGAAGAACAACAUAUCCUACUGCACUAGAUUCUAGUCUGGAAAAUGGUCCUUCAUAUUUCAAUGCAUUGAAUUAUAAUAAUAGUCAGACUGGUCCUGCAAGAAAUUUCUCUGAACCUUCUCUUUUCUCUUCGUUAUCCACCAUCAAUCGGACAGCUGGGAAUGACUUAACAAACAACAGAAUUGGACCCGGAAGUAUUACCCCGUCAGUUCCUAUAAACACUGCUAUGGCCCUGGCAUCUCGUAACCCUGGAAAUCUUUACUCAAACUCAAUCGGAAAUGAAAAUACUUCUUCGAAUUCCACAAACCUUUCUUUAUCUUCUUCUUCACGUGGUGUUACUUUAGAUCCUUCAGAUUUCCCUCCAAUUUUAACAUCUACUGGGCGGAGUGGGAAUUCUUCCACACCCUUUCAUUCCUCCUCAAACCAGCCCCCCUUGCGGAACUAUGUUUCCAUUAUGUCAAAAGGGUCUUCAACCAUAGAUCAGAGUUUGAAUCAAUUAAAUCAACAAUUUAGUCAUUCUUCAAAUAACCAGGCAGCUCCUCUGGAAUUUUCUAAGCAGGAUUUCCCCGCUUUACCUGGUUCGCACCAACCUACCACUAGCACUACUACGACAGUGUCGACGACGAGUGCCUUAACUGUCAAUUCAACAUCUGCUCAUCGUUCCUUGUCGGCUAGUUCCAUAACCCAAACUCCUGCUUCUACAAACUCUAGACGAUUGUUUAGCCAUACGUCCAACCACGUUUUAGGACCAUCAUCAGUCCGCAAUCAGCCGGGAUAUUCAAAUGUUCCUUCUAAAUCUGUCGGCUCCUCAAACGGUAUACAGUUACUUCCCAAUCAUUUAGUCACAAAUAUUCCUAAAAAUAUGAUUUGUGAUCAGUUCGGAAUGUUAGGUUUAUUGAAGCUGAUUCGCGUUGGUGAUUAUGAUGCUACGUUGAAUAUGCUAGCUCCUGGAUUAGAUUUAUCCUCAUUACACAGUAAUUGGCAGACACCUGGUGAACUUCAUACCACCUUUGUUUCACCUCUUCAAGAUUCUUGUUUUGGCCGUCCACAAGAUAUGGAUUAUCCUGUUCCACCGGAAUAUCUUAUACGACAUUUAGUUACAGAUCGUCUACCUGAUCCACCUAUGAAUCAAUUGUCAGAAGAGACAUUGUUCUGGUUAUUCUAUAAUUGUUGUCGAGAAGAAGCACAGUUGGUUGUAGCGAAAGAACUCUAUCAACGUGAAUGGCGAUUCCAUAAAAAAGAACAAAUAUGGCUUACUCGUAUAGUGGGUGCCAAUUUCACGUCAGAUAACAACUCUGAACAAGGUGAUUACUAUUUUUGGGAUCCUGUUAAAGCGCAAAAGUCUACCCAUCAAAUGACUAUCUUAUAUUCUGAUCUUGAUAAUGCACCAGCAGCAUUUCGUCUUAGUUCAGGCACAUUAAGUGCCUUUGUGAGUAUCGGUUUACCUGGUGGUUCGCAUAGUAGUGUUCCACCACCACCUCCACCUCCUCCACCAUUACCACAAAAUCAACAACAACAGUUAGUUAGUUACCAACAUCAAUCACGUCAGGCGCAACAAGGUCAGCAAACAUUUUCGCAUACACAUCAUCAAACACUUAUGAAUAAUCAUAAUCCUAAUACAUCAGGACCAUUUAUUCCGUUUACUGCCAAUCCCCUGACUACUGGACCAUCAGUCAAUUCAUCAAAUGCUGCAACGUUAGCUAGUCUGUUCAACACUCGUCAACAGCAACCAAUUAAGCAACCACAACAACUGAAUUCAAAUCCAAAUUAUUUUUCAUCUCAUAAUCGAACUACUGGUCCUGUAAAUUCAUUGUUCACUAAUCGAUCAGCUCCAGUAUCAGUUCCUGUGACUAAUACAGUGAUUCCUUCUACAGAAACUACAUCGACUACUAAUUCAAACUUUAAUCGGCUGUCCAAUCCAUCACUUGUUAAUGAUAAUCCCAGUCAAGUAGUUUUUGAUGGUUCACAAAUUUAGAUCUUUAUUGAUUCUAUGAGCAAUGUGUAUAAUGUACACGUAGAGGAGUCCCAUUUGUGUUAUGAGGCGUAAAUGCAAUCUUUUUUCAAGUUCACAUGGUCAACUUUCUUAUGAGAACAUCCAAUCUAUGUUAAUUGUGAAAUUGAUCAUUGUAAUUCCUUUUUGGAUUUUUUUUUCAACGUUAUUUCUAGGUUACUUUUCCCAGAAGGGAGGUGUAUAUCACACUGAAUAUACAUGCAUAUAUAUAUAUAUAUUUCAGUCUGUGCUUAAUCUUUUUGAUUUUAUAAUGUUCUGGUGUUCUGAUACUGAUUCACGUGUUGUUUUCACUUAUAUAUAUAUAUUGUUUCCCUCCUGUUUUUUAAAUCCAUUUUCUUUUCUUAACGAUAUGGUAUGAAAAGAUUCUCUAACAACUGCUUGUGUGCAUGAGAGUGUGAGGGUCAAUUUAUGCAUCUGUCUAAUUCUGUCGAUAUUUCCCCUGGUCUUGUCUCUUAUUUCAUUUUUUAAUCUCUUGGUCACAGCUCCAGUUUAUCACAUGUUCUAAAAUUUGUUUAUCUUUUCUUUCUGUAAACUUGCAAACAAACAAGAAAGUAAAUUAAAACGCUAAGCUGUGUGUAUGUAUACAAAAGCCAACGAGACCUGUUGUUUUAUCUUAAAGCAUAAUUCUCUUUUCUUUUCUAUAUUUAUAUAUAUAUGAAUCGAAAUCGAUGCAUCUGUAUUAUUAGUCUUUACUUACAUUUCAUUUCACCACUGUUAUUCUUCUAAUCAAGAUGAUAUUUUGUUAUUCUUUUCCUAAAAAUAUUCCUCAAUGCGUGUAGAACAGGGGCAGCUUGUCAGUUGAAAACAAUGUAAGUGAAUUAUGUUCUGUGAACACGUGUACUAUAGUGUGUAACCACUUAUCUUUACCUUCUUUCUAUUCUGCUUAUCUUUCACACCAUUAUUCCAUUUAUGUCCAUUGUUCUUUCUUCGUGAAUAUUAUUCUGCCUUCUUAGAAAAACUUGUCGUUUAUUUUGUUAACUUUUUAUUAAAUAAAUUAGUAAAGGAUACUUUUUAAUUGCGAUUAUUACUGUCCCUUCACUUGUUUCAACUGAUCUCUUUUGAUUGGUUAAUAGUUAAUGUGUAUAUCAAUGUAGAUAGGGUAGGUUUUCAGAAUGUAUGAGUAGUAGUAGUAGUUAUACUUAGUGUGUGUGUGUACGUGUGUUUGAGUAGAAUGGAUUUUCCUGAUCAUUCCAACUUGAAUAUCUCUUGUAUUUUUACAGGUCACUUUAUUUCUUCUCUAACUCCCAUUUUCCUCUGUUUUGUACAACUUCACUCACUUAUUUUAAAAAUCUUAGUUUCAACAUUUUUCUUCGUUGAAGACACAGUUCUUGAAAGAUUAAAUAGACAUGGAUAUUACUUCCUUUUGUAUUCUGCACCAUUUUAUUCUGUUUCACGCUUAUACAUACAUAUUUAAUAUCUAUCUAUUGUCUUUAUUACUUCGCUUAUACUUGGACUCGUGUAUUUGUAUAAAAAUCUGGUCAUAGAGAGAGAAAGUGAAAAGUAAUAUUAGUUAGUCGGCUAAAUUAAUUAUAACUUAAGUAGUGUUAGCAUAAAUAUUGUGCUGUAUAUCAUAUCCCAUUUUUCGUGUGAUCUUCCUCUUAGGAUAUAUAUAAUAACUUAGAGUUUUCGCCUCUUUUCUUACUGUGUCUAAUUUUUAUUGUACUUUGUCUGUCUGUGUAUGUGUAUAUUCUGAUCAGAUAGAGGUAACAUAUUCCUUAAAAAUAUAAAUAUAUAAAUUUUAUAUUAUAA